UACCACUUUGAGUCGACGCAUCUUUGCUCUGUGUGUUCAGCGGUGCGCUCUCCUGUGAUCUCCGGACAGUUUUGAGAAUUUCGAGAGUGUUUUUUAACCUUUGGGAUGGAGAUUGAGGAUGUGAAAACUUCAAGCCGAUUAUUCCACAAGUCUUCAUUCAGCAUCAGCAGCCUGUUGUGGAGACGAGAAGGAGUGAUGGGUGACCAGGAGUCUCCUUCUCAGUCCCAGAAAGUGCGCUCUAGCCAGCUUGCAAAAGCCAGCCAUGAUCAAAACUUUGAAAAGUCAAAAGAAUGCGCCAAAGUGGAAACCAAAGCGGGGACUGUAACUGGGAGACGAGAAGGAAAUAAGGAAGAAUCGAGGAAAACCGGUGGGGCAGAAGAAAGCGUCAAACCCGAAAAACCGCCUUUUAGUUACAACGCGCUCAUCAUGAUGGCAAUCCGCCAAAGUCCCGAACGACGGCUUACGCUCAACGGCAUCUAUGAGUUCAUCAUGGAAAACUUUCCGUACUACCGGCAAAACAGACAAGGGUGGCAAAAUUCAAUCAGGCACAACCUGAGCCUAAACAAGUGUUUCGUGAAAGUGCCGCGCCACUACGACGAUCCCGGCAAAGGCAACUACUGGAUGCUGGACCCCUGCAGCGAGGACGUCUUCAUAGGUGGCACAUCGGGAAAACUGCGCCGCAGAGCCGCAGCUGGCUCCAGGACCAAGCUCGGGCUGAAGAGAGGAGGCGGUCGUGUGAUGCCCUCGGGCACUGCAACCAGCGUCACUCUGGCCGCAGCCAGUUCGUUUUACUGGCCGGUUCCGCCGUUUCUACCUCUCCAAACGCCGGUGCGCACCCACCUUGGCGCGGGGACAUAUCUGAGCGCGCACCCUCGCUUCUCCAACCACGCCACGUCAGUGGUCUCACAGCGGGCCCGACUGAGCGCAAACGCUGCGGACGCUGACCGGUUCUUGCAGACGCACCAGGAGAUGUCUUACAUCGGACUCAGUUGCGCGCAGUCCCGUCGCCACCAGAUCGGCGCCGCGUGCACCGCCUUCUCCGCCUCCAUCCCCGCGUGCACGCUGCCGCUGACAGACCCGUGCUCUUUUAACAUGAUCUCCGGACAAGCCAGCUACUUUUACUCUCACCACAUACCGUGCGCCGCCACGUUUAGUCAAGAGGAGUGCGCCACCUCCAAGACACCAGCGGCGACGUUUUUACCCAAGAGCGGUCACGCAGACCUCGGAGGAUGCUGCGGUGACUUUUCAAAUUAUUGCCCUCAAGUCAGCCCGAGCCCGUCGUCUUGGAAUAUAGAGAAAUAGAUACAGUCCCGACAGCCAGUGUGUGAGAUUUGAAACAUUGCUGUAGAUAGUUUGCUAAUUGUUGGAAACAAAAGGCAAAGCCAAAGAAUCCCGAUGAAUGAUAAAAAUCCUGCAAUAUUUACCCAAAUGUCUGCGUCACAGUGGAUGUAUCUAAGUAAAAAAAAGCGUUAAUAGACUUGGAUUAUUUCUCAGAGUUGCAAAGUUUAAAUGACCAAAAAAUAAAUGACGCGCGAACUAUAAGUCUUAAAAUACUUCCUCUGACAAACACAUUUCCGAAAAUGAGCAAAAAAAAGUGUAUUUGCGUAUAUUGUGAAUCCUAGGUUAUGCGCGGAUAUGCGCAGAUCAUUUUUUUAAUGCAAUUAACGUUCACCGAGUUUGCAUCUGCUUCUGAAAUUGUACUAGAAAAAAUAUUAUCCUUUGUUAACUUUCCUCAUCAAUGAUUUCCCACAUGUGUGUUUAUUGGUAUCAAAAAGUGAAGGGUUUUUCGGCGCAUGUCACCAGUUUUGGGUUGAAGGGAGGUGAGAAGAAAACACGAUUUUAAACAUGAAAUAAAAUCGAAAAGUAUAAAACUCUUGAUGAAGGGAAUCGCUUUCUCCAGCAUGGUAUCCAACACAUUAAAAUAUUACUUUGGAAAGGUUCCAGCUUAAUUUUAAACGAACGGGUGGAACCGGGGUUUUUUUGUUUUGUUUUGUUUUGUUGUUUUUUUAGUCCGGGGACUUUUUAAAUUAUGAGUUUUCAGUUUGGGUGAAAAUGCGAUGUGAAAAUGAUACUUAAACUGCUCAUUUGCUGCACUUACUGUCUUCGAUUUCGUUAAUGUUGCAACCAUAUAUAUAUUACAUUCCCAUUUUAAUGACCUUACAUGUAAUUAAACGAUA
This is a messenger RNA of Haplochromis burtoni (Burton's mouthbrooder), 2177 nucleotides long. It is a transcript of the gene foxg1c, whose product is annotated as forkhead box G1c. Gene Ontology annotation, cellular component: nucleus. Lineage: Eukaryota; Metazoa; Chordata; Actinopteri; Cichliformes; Cichlidae. The coding region runs from base 106 to 1302 and encodes 398 amino acids. The record is from RefSeq and is a predicted model, not a curated record. Gene Ontology annotation, biological process: regulation of transcription by RNA polymerase II. The transcript has a single exon. Gene Ontology annotation, molecular function: DNA-binding transcription factor activity; sequence-specific double-stranded DNA binding.